This is a messenger RNA of Ostreobium quekettii, 663 nucleotides long. The record is from the annotation of a GenBank genome assembly. Lineage: Eukaryota; Viridiplantae; Chlorophyta; Ulvophyceae; Bryopsidales; Ostreobiaceae.
AUGAGCAGCGGUCCCACCCCGGCGGAGCUUCGUUCAUGGAGAAAAGAGGCACAGCGGCAAAUUCGACUGGCCACAAACUGCCUCCGGGGAGCCACACGCAAAUGGGAGGCGGCAUGUGCUGAGGGCCUCGAUGCUGCCAGGGAGCUGUCCAAUGCAUUGUUAACCACCAGGCAUCUUGAUGCUCUGCAGGUAGAGGAGCUGUUUGACAUGCCUGGUCUCAAGGCCGCUUGCACAGGCAAGCUUGAACGGCAGCAAGCGUCAGCAAUAGCCAAGAUCGAGGCGAUCUUGGGGCAGUUGAAAGACAUUGUAGUGGAAAUUAGCCAGGGGUGCAAUAAUGUUCAUGAACUCACAGGGAAAUAUAGCCACAUUGCUGCACACGUUCAACGCCAGCCUGUCUUUGCAACAUUGACGUUUUCUAUCAUAGAUGAAAUGUUCCUGGGUGCAAAGGCGGCGUAUGAUGCAGAGCUACUGGCAAGAACCACGGUCGUGGAUGCCUUAAAGCAUGUCCACACAGGCACGGUCGACGGCGCCACGAGCGAAUAUGGGGACUUGAGGAAGAAGCUGCUGAUCGCGCUGCUAGCUUGGCAGACUGGCGUUCACCUGGACGUGGACGAAAUGAAGCACGUGAUAGAGGCGCUGACCCAAGAGGUCCACACGACGUGA